Alternaria burnsii is the source of this 1179-nucleotide messenger RNA. RefSeq lists its product as uncharacterized. The coding region runs from base 1 to 1179 and encodes 392 amino acids. NCBI's taxonomy places the organism in Eukaryota, Fungi, Ascomycota, Dothideomycetes, Pleosporales, Pleosporaceae. The record is from RefSeq and is a predicted model, not a curated record. The transcript has 4 exons.
AUGGCUACAAGGCACGAACUCGACAACCGAGGACCUGAGCUGACGGCGGUGUGUUCGACGUUCGUUUCGCUUGCAUUCAUAGCCACUGUCCUGCGGGUCUACGUACGGGCACGCAUCGUGAAAGCCUUUGGACCGGACGACUGGUGGAUGGUGGUAGCAUUAUGUAGCCAUGUCAUGUUCGCUACUUGCGCCAUUGGCGGUGUUCACUAUGGCACCGGACGGCAUAUGGAUACACUCUCGUUCGAGCAACAGUACAAAGCAAUGCGGUACUGGUGGCUCUGCUACAUCGCAUAUUGCUGGGCGAUGAUCACAUCCAAAGUGUCUAUCGGCCUCUUCCUCCUCCGCGUCACCGUCAAGAAACUACACAAGUAUAUCAUAUACUGUGCCAUGGGCCUCACGGUUCUUUGUGGACUCAUCUUCUUCUUCGUCACCCUCUUCCAGUGCCACCCGGUCAGCUUCUUCUGGAACAAGAGUAUCGAAGACGGUACCUGCAUCGACGUAAACGUCAUCAUCGGUCUUACGUUCCUGUACAGUGCGAUUUCUGUCAUCAGCGACUUUACGUUUGCCAUUCUGCCCUUCUUCCUCAUCUGGGGCUUGAACAUGUCAGUCAAGACGAGGGUUCUGCUGAUUCCCAUUCUCGGCAUGGCUUGCAUUGCCAGUGUAGCAGUCUGUGUUCGCAUGGGCUACGUGAUGGACUUUAAGAACCCCGACUUCCUCUGGGCCACCGUCGACAUCGCAAUCUGGUCAGACAUCGAGCAAGGACUCGCAAUCACAGCCGGUUCCCUCGCCACCCUCCGCCCCCUCUGGCGACAGAUCUCCGAGAAGUUUGGUUUCACCAACUCAUCAUUCGGUCCCUCGGGCCCAUCUGGUAUGCGAACACCACAAUGGAACAACGACCCAACCAAGGAGUCGCGAAAGAAGCCCAGCCUUUUUAGCAUGACAAUGUCUCUGCUGAAGACAGAAAAAGGAUCGUCCAAGUCGGAGAUCGACGAGGACUAUGGAAUGGGCAAUCUCGCGCCUGUGAGACUGCGAGACGAUAUUUCUGCGGAGAACGAGAAGAGCGACAAGGUGUUCAACACCUGGAAAAUAAAGGGGGGAGGCAAAGUGUCCGAUGAAGAGUGCCGAAUUGGCGAAAUCACAAUGGAAACGCACAUCAACCAGAAGAACGAGAGGCGAUAG